GGUCAUCAUCACUGGCUCAUUCUUCGAGCCCAACUGUUUGUCCUCGCAACGAAGUGCCAUCAGCAGCUUACUUUGCAGCGAGCGAAGAUGGCAACAGCAAGCGCCAAUGGCCCCAAUGCGCUUUUGGUGAGCGUUGUACUUUUGGCAACAGUUUGCGCAUGCAGUGCGUUGAGUCCCUACGCAGCCGGUCUGUCUGAGGACUUUUACCAUAAAAGCUGCCCUCAAGCAGCUUCCAUCGUCGAUGCCUACGUCACCAAGUUCCUCAAGAAGGACAGAAACUUUGCUGGUGCCUUCAACAGGUUACAGUUCCAUGAUUGCUGGGUCGGGGGCUGCGAUGGCUCUGUUCUCUUGAACUCGACCGAAACCAACCAAGCGGAGAGGGAAGCUCAUGUGAACUUCGGCCUCAGAGGAGUUGCAGAGAUCGAUGAAAUCAAGGCAGCUCUAGAACACUUGUGCCCAGGAGUUGUGUCCUGCGCAGAUAUUCUCAUCCUUGCUGCCCGUGACGCCACAGCCAAGGUUGGAGGCCCAACUUGGACCGUCGCAUUGGGUCGCAGAGAUGGAGUGAACUCCACAGCCUUGAUGGCUGACACAAAUCUACCAUUCCCUGUGCUCAACUUCAGUGGGCUCGUUGCUAACUUUGCUGCCAAGGGUUUCGGUGCCAGAGAAAUGAUCACACUCUCAGGUGCACACACUAUCGGUCGGUCUCACUGCAAUGGAAUCCUCCCCCAUCUCUACAACUUCACCGGAAGGGAUGAUGCCAAUGACACCGACCCUGCCAUGAAUAAGAACUUCGCUGUCUUCCUCAAGAAGCUCUGCCCUGAGGGCAACAGGACCAACACAAUCUUCAUCGACUCCACAGCCAACACCUUUGACAGAGCCUACUACAAAAAUGUGCUGCAGGGCAAGGGAAUUUUCAUCACCGACUCCACCCUCAUUACCAACCCUGUAGGCAAGAAAGUCGUCACUUCCUUCUCCAAACCUCGCUCAAGCUUCUUUACAGAGUUCGCUGCUGGCAUGGUGAAAAUGGGAAACCUUGGUGUGCUCACUGGCACCGAGGGUGAAAUCCGCAAGACAUGUCAGUUUGUAAAUUAAUAGGUCGUUCCAAAGACUCGACACGUUUUAGAUCAAUUCAAUUAGAAACAGGUCGGGGACUUUUAGUCUCACAGCAUUCUUGACAGAUUGAUAGAAUAGAUAGAUUCAUUUAUUCAUUUAUUCAUUUCCAUAACAUCAGAAUAAGCUCCAUUUGUAGAUUCGCGAGGAUCUUGCCCUGCUCUGGUUGUUUGAGCUUCCUCCGUUAGGACUCAUACCACCAAACGUAGGAAAGGGAUGUACGUCAUAGUCUACAACUGCCGCAAACUGGAACGAAGAGGUUGGAUUAGAGAGGUUCCAGUCAUUCGUCGGGGAUUGUUGAAUGUAAGUUUCUCCAGAGACUGAUUCUUUUGAGAAGAAUAAAAUAAUUUGCGCGG
Marchantia polymorpha subsp. ruderalis is the source of this 1466-nucleotide messenger RNA. Lineage: Eukaryota; Viridiplantae; Streptophyta; Marchantiopsida; Marchantiales; Marchantiaceae. The record is from the annotation of a GenBank genome assembly.